GCCCUUCCUCUCCGGAGUUUCCAAGUUCUCCUAUCAUAAAGUCAACAGUGUAACUUCCAGAAUUGCUUAAACGCUCCUAUUUCCUUUUGACGGAAAUGCGUUGCAAACUGUAUUUCCGUUAGAACUGUACACUUUCUUUCACUAUCACGAUGUGGCUGCCUUGCGGAUGCACCUCAAAGUCGGUCGCUACUUUCUUCAGUCGUCGGGUCUUCAGAUCUUAUUUCCAUGUCUGGGGUCGAAGGAGGUGUAACGUCACGGCGUUUAUGCCGGAGGCUGCCGGGUUUGACGGCGUGUCGGACCGCGCAGCUCUGCAGGACUUCUCGGUGUCCAACAGUGAGAGCUUCUGGGCCGCUGUGGCGCGUCAGAGGCUGACCUGGAUCACACCUUUCACCACGGUCCAAGACUGUGAUCUGAGCCGGGGGAAGAUCAAGUGGUUUGGGGGAGGAAAGCUGAAUGUGUCCGUUAACUGUCUGGACCGCCAUGUGCACACCUGUCCUGAGAGAGUGGCUCUGAUCUGGGAGAGAGAUGAACCAGGGUCAGAGGUCAAAGUCACCUACAGUGAGUUACUGGAGAUGACAUGUCGCCUGGGCAACCUGUUGAGGCGGCGUGGUGUCAAGAAGGGGGACUGCGUCACCAUCUACAUGCCCUCCUGCCCCCUGGCUGUGGCGUCCAUGCUGGCCUGUGCCCGGAUUGGUGCCGCACACAACGUGGUGUUCGCAGGAUUCAGUGCUGAGGCCCUCGCAGGGCGAAUCAGAGAUGCGGAAUCAAACACGGUCAUCACGGUGAACCAGGGUGUCAGAGGGGGCAAGAUCACCGAGCUGAAGAGGACGGUGGACUCCGCUGUUGAGAACUGCCCGAAAGUGCAGCAGGUGUUUGUUGCUAUGAGAACAGAGAAUCCCGUCGCCAUGACAGCCCGGGACGUCCCCAUGGAGGAGGAGAUGAUGAAAGAGGACGUGGUUUGCGAGCCAGCUGUGAUGGACAGUGAAGACAUCCUGUUCAUGCUUUACACAUCAGGCAGCACAGGCAAACCGAAAGGACUGGUUCACACUCAGGCUGGAUACCUGCUGUAUGCUGCACUCACACACCGGUAUGUCUUUAGUUACCAUGACGACGAUGUGUUCGGCUGUGUGGCAGACAUCGGGUGGAUAACAGGACACAGUUACAGCGUCUACGGACCGCUAGCUAACGGGGGAACCACUGUUCUGUUUGAGAGCACUCCCGUUUAUCCUGACCCAGGAAGGUACUGGGAGACGGUUCAGAGACUGAAGAUAAACCAGUUUUACGGAGCUCCCACAGCGAUCCGCCUGCUGCUCAAGUAUGGAGAUGAGUGGGUGCAAAAGUACGAUCGCUCCUCGCUCAAAACUCUCGGCUCUGUGGGUGAGCCAAUCAACACUGAAGCGUGGGAGUGGUACCACAGAGUGGUGGGGGACGGAGGCUGCCCUGUUGUGGACACCUGGUGGCAAACUGAAACAGGUGGCAUCUGUAUCACCCCAAAGCCAUGUGACCCAGACGCAGAGAUCAUCCCUGGCAUGGCUAUGAGACCUUUUUUUGGCAUUAAGCCCGUGCUCAUGGACACUGAGGGGAAAGUUCUGACCUCUAACAACACAACUGGAGCUCUGUGUAUUGCUCAGCCUUGGCCUGGUAUGGCCCGAACCAUUCACAACGACCACCAGAGAUUCAUUGAGACCUACUGUCAGCCUCAUCCUGGUUACUUUUUCACUGGUGAUGGCGCCUAUCGCUCAAAGGAGGGCUAUUACCAGAUCACUGGCCGCCUUGAUGAUGUCAUCAAUGUGAGCGGUCACAGGAUUGGAACAGCAGAGAUAGAGGAUGUGGUGAAUCAGUGCUCUGCUGUGGCCGAGUCUGCUGUUAUAGGAUACUCGCAUGACAUCAAAGGAGAAAGUGUUUACGCCUUUGUGGUGUUAAAAAAGGUUGUGGAUGUUGAAGAGGCGGAUCUUUCCAAGCAGCUAAAACACAUGGUAUCUAAAAAGAUCGCCAAAUAUGCCUGCCCAGACUACAUCCAGUUUGUGCAGCGCCUGCCAAAGACACGCUCAGGUAAGAUAAUGCGCCGGGUGCUGCGGAAAGUGGUGGAGCGAGACCUGAACGGGUUGGGUGACCUCAGCACCCUGGAUGAUCCUGCAGCAGUCGAAGAGAUCAUUCAGGGUCACUGUGAACUCUGUGGUUAACACUGUGAUGUGUUUUCUAUAAACAUUUUCAAAUUAAGAGAAAUAUCAGCGUAAUGAAUGAUUACACAGUAUUCUCUCUAGUUCGGUAAGGCAGACAUGUGCCAUUGUAUAAAAAAACAUUUAACUAACAGUUAUUGUUUGUUUUUAAUUGUACAUAAGAAUGCUUUUUAUAAAAACCAAGUGAAGAUUUUUUUUUUUAACUUUGUAUAACCUACAGAUGUAUCGUGCUUUUAAAAGGAUUUACAAAAAGAUGAGAAAGUGUGUUUUUAAUACAAAAUUAGAAUCAUUUUACCCAAAGUAGUGAUUGUAAACAUACACAAAAAUAAUCUCAUAAAUAAACAAUAAGAUUUACAAAAA
Molecule: messenger RNA, 2540 nt
Organism: Labrus bergylta (ballan wrasse)
Lineage: Eukaryota; Metazoa; Chordata; Actinopteri; Labriformes; Labridae
Product: acetyl-coenzyme A synthetase 2-like, mitochondrial
Cellular component (GO): mitochondrion
Molecular function (GO): acetyl-CoA synthetase activity; AMP binding
Source: RefSeq, a predicted model, not a curated record